GGCGUGCUCGGUCGUAGAAGGUUCGACAACAUCCUGCAGUUCCACCUCGAGAACGUGGCCGCGACGACGUGCCAGAGUGCCUUCCGGAAGGCGUGCGGUCGCCGGAAGGCCUGUGCGAGACGCAGGAUCAAGCAGAUGUAUGCUUAUCAAAGAGUACAAAGGGGUAGGCAGGGCAAGAUCAUGCGGGACGUGUUCGGCCUGAAGCAGCGCUUGUAUCAGAGGGCCUUUCUGCGCGUGGCCAUGCCGAUGGGCCUCGAUCCCAUGUCCUACACGCUGUCGCCCGUGUCCCAGGUGCGAGAGCUCUACAAGGACUACAAGGACUUGUACCAAUGCGUCAAGAUCGAAGCGACGGUCUGGAAGCAG
Pelagomonas calceolata is the source of this 363-nucleotide messenger RNA. The record is from the annotation of a GenBank genome assembly. Lineage: Eukaryota; Pelagophyceae; Pelagomonadales; Pelagomonadaceae.